This is a messenger RNA of Selaginella moellendorffii, 1068 nucleotides long. RefSeq lists its product as uncharacterized. The record is from RefSeq and is a predicted model, not a curated record. The transcript is spliced from 6 exons. Lineage: Eukaryota; Viridiplantae; Streptophyta; Lycopodiopsida; Selaginellales; Selaginellaceae. Bases 538 to 1038 code for a protein of 166 amino acids.
CAGGUUAUGGAGGCGCUUAAGAAAUCGAUCUUUGUCGCCUCGCACCCGAUCCUGGCGAAGAGCGCGAGCGGGAUGCCACUGGGCCGUUCAGAUCUCCGAUCUCCAUGUGAGUGUUUUUCAUCCAAAUCGAGCGGAAGUCUGGCCUCGCGGCUUUUGGCGCUCGUCCGGCCUGCCCUGGUGCUCGUCACCGGCGAUCUCACUGAUGCCAAGAACAGAGAUACCUCUCUGUGAGAAGGCAAGACGAAGCCGAGUGGAUACAAAACUAUGAAGCACGUAUCGAAAGAGAGCCGAUUGCCACAAAGUGUGUUCUUCGAUCUUCGUGGCAACCAUGACAGGGUUGGUGUCCCCAAUCGCGAACUGGACUUCUUUUCUUGGUACAGCAUCAGCGCAGAUAUGAAUCGUGUCGGUCGAUCCUGUUCAAGCGGGAACUGUCACGGUUCCUGGUGGCUGGACGUACUUGUUUCUUGGUUUUGAUGAUAUCAUGGCCAUCGGGCUUCGCGUGGCCAACAAAUCUGUUUGGCGACAGACUCCCUGAAAAUGGAGUCCCUGCUCGAAGGCUUUGAAAAGAAGCAGUCACGCAGUUCUUCCGCCAAGGUAGCGUUUGGACACUUUCCAAUGUCUUUCACGGCCUCUUCAGAAUCAGGGAGACGAGGCAUACUUAUCCACACUAAGUUUGCAAAUCAUGUAUGGGCUUCGGGCGGAGCUCUAGCAGAAAGAACGAGUUUUGGGAGUGGGAAAUCGAGGACUGGAGAGCUUUCACUUGAUCGCAUUCGAGCUGUGUUCUCCAAAGGUGCCGAUUACUGCUGUGAGCUGGUGUGGCGGCGGCUAAAGUCAGUUCCAGUUCCAGCAUCUAUGUCUCAGAUUGCGUCAGUCUUGAUCGUCUUAAGGACAUCGGUGGUGUACGAAGAGUCUCGGGAUUAUGCGGGACACAGACUUGGCAGAAACAGAUCACCGACGUUGUGCAGUAUAUUGAAGAGAGGCUUGACGAGGUCUGGAAGAGAUUCAAGCCCAGGGAUGUGCCGAAAAACAGUAAAAUGAGGCUACAGGUUCGAAUCAAGUAAUGUUUAG